AUGCUGCUGGCGAAAGCGCAGUUGCUGUUUGUGCUGGAGGCCUGUGCUGCUCACCUGCAGCAGCAGCAGCAGCAGCAGCAGCAGCAGCAGGAGCAGCAGCAGGAGCAGCAGGAGGAGCAGCAGCAGCAGGAGGAGGGGGGCUCGUCGGGGGGCCGCUGCUGCGAGUUCGCGGGGCAGCAGCUGCUGCUGCCGACAGCAGCAGAAGCGGAGAAGGAGUUCGGGGGCCCCCGGGGGCCCCUGCUGCUGCAGCGGCGGCUGCUGCUGCUGCUGCGGGGCGCAGCAGCAGAAGAGACAGUGGUGCUGUGCAGCCACGUGGUGUACGUACACCUGGAGGAGCCGCACCUGCUGCUGACUCUGUACUGCGAAGUGCUGCAGGCGCUGCCUGCUGCUGCUGCGCUGCAGCUGCUGCUGCUGACUGUUGCGGGGGCCCCCACUGCAGCAGCAGCAGCAACUUUUGUCUCAGUUUAUUUUUUCAAAAAUAAUAAACAAAACAGAUGUGCUCAAGUUUGGGACGGCGAGCACGUGGCCUACAGGUGUUUGACUUGCGGCGGCAGCCAGAGCAGCUGCAUCUGCGUCGCCUGCUUCCAGGCGGGGCAGCACGAAGGCCACAGCUACUUCAUCUACAGCCGCCACUGGACCCUCGCCAAGCUUCUUGCUGCUGAACUCAAGGCCAAGUUCACUCCCAGUGAAGCAGCAAGAAGAUGUCUUGGAAGAGCUUUUCUCGAAGAUGUCAUUGGCAACCCCCUGCCUCCUGCUGCUGCUGCUGCGCCCCCCGCUGCUGCUGCUGCUGCUGCUGCUGCUGCUGCGCCCGCUGGGUCCGCGGCGGCGCCCGCGGACGCGGCGCCGCCCGCAACCAGCGCAGCAGCAGCCGCCUCCGCAGCAGCAGCCCACCCCCCCGCAGCAGCAGCAGCAGCAGCAGCAGCAGCAGCAGCAGCAGCAGCAUUUGUGGACCCCUUCAGCGACCCCACACUGCCCCUGGAGACACGGCUGGCCCACAGCCCCUGCUACGCCCUUUACGAAGGGCUGUGGGACUUAACAGCAAAAGGGCUGACCAGCUCUGUGGCCCCGCUGCCGGAGUCCGUGCGUCUGCAGCACUACAGCCCCAGCAGCAGCAGCAGCAGCAGCAGCAGCAGCAGCAGCAGCAGCAGCAGCAGCGGCGGCGGCAGCAGCAGCGGCGACGGCGGCGGCGAGGGAGGGGAUGGCGCGGCGGCAGCCGCAGCGGGCGCAGCAGCAGCUGCUGCGGCGGAUGGCGGCGCAGCAGGGUCGACGGCAGCAGCAGCAGCAGCAGCAGGAGCAGCAGCAGCAGCAGCAGCAGCAGCAGCAGCACCGGGGAGCUUCGAAGACCCGCAGGACUGGGAGGGAGAAGAAGAAGGCCAAAUGAUUGCCUUUGGGUAUUUGCUGGGACUGCAAAACCCUGACACUCCUUUGGAAGUGAAGAACAAGUUUUGCUGCAGCAGCAGCUUCGUGCAGCAGCAGCAGGGCUUCCACGAGAUCGCGCCGGUGCUGCUGACGGACGAGGGGCUGCUGCAGCAGCCGUCUGCUGCGCGCCGCGCAGCAGCAGCAGCGGGCGCCGCAGCAGCAGCAGCAGCAGCAGCAGCGGGCGAGCCCGCCCUCCGCUUCCCGCCCUUCCCCCCCUCCCCCUCAGCAGCAGCAGCAGCAGCAGCAGCAGCAGCAGCGCGCGCGCCGCCUCCCCGCCCCCGCCCGCCCCCAGCAGCAGCAGCAGCAGCAGCAGCAGCAGCAGCAGCAGCGCCGGGCGUGUGCGCGUGCGCGCUGCUGCUGCGGGGGGCCCAGGGGGCCCCCAAGGAGGCCCACGGGGCCCUCACAACUCUGUGGCUAGCUCUGAUGUUUGAUGAAUGGUUUAAAGAAAGUUUUGCUGUUUUGUUUAUGCAGCAAUACGAGCAGUUGGUGUCAGUGGGGGACUCUGCGUUGGAGCGAGUGACUGUGCAGCUGCUGAGCAUUCGCGCGCUGCUGCAGCGGCUGCUGCAGCAGCAGCUGCUGCUGCCGCAGCUCUUCGCAUGCAGGCUGCUGCUGCAGCAAGCCGUGGCCUUCCAGGGCCUCCCCCCCUUUGCUGUUGACGUCAAACAUCCUCUUUUGAAGCAAAAGAAUUAUAUCAACUUCAUGGGAGACGCUCGCUACCUGCUUGCGGAAAAAGAACUCCUCUUCAACUGUCCGUCUCCUCCUGCUGCUGCUGCUGCUGCUGCUGCUGCUGCUGCUGCUGCUGCGGGGUGGCUGCUGCGGCGGGUGGCUGCUGCGGCGGGUGGCUGCCGUGGCGGGGUAGACUUCAGGGGCUUCAAGGAUGAGUGCAACCAGCAACAGGCCGGCGCUCUGCGCAGUUUGCAUCGAAGCAACCCCGCCGCCGCCGCUGCUGCUGCUGCUGCUGCUGCUGCUGCUGCUGCUGCUGCUGCUGCUGCUGCAGAUGUGUGCGCGCGGCCGCGGCACGUGGCGGAGCUGCUGGCGGAAGGCUUCCUGCCGCAGUACCUGCUGGCGGAAGGCAUGCAUGCGCAGCAGCGGCAGCAGCAGCAGCACAUAGAGUUUGAAGACGAAGCAGGAUGGACUGCAGCAGUAUGUUUGUGCAUCGAGCUGUCGCAGACUGCAGCAGCACUUGCGGACUUUGCUGCUGCUGCUCCCUACCGAGUUAGCUGCUGCAUGCUGCGGCAAACCGACAGAAGACUCCGCAUUUGGAUUGCCAAGCAGCAGCAAAAGGAAGCAGCAACUUUCCACGUCCUCUCAGCUGUACGUACACCCCACGGCCUCCACGCCGUCCUCGACCAGCUGCAGCAAAGACACAACUGCCCCACAGCCCCGCUCCGCGAAUUCCGUUUGCCUGGGGGCCGCCCGCGCGACUUUUUCUGCAGCAUGCAUUCUGUGUCUCUUUAUUUGCCGCUGCACCGGUUUUAUAUUUUGCUGCUGACUGCACUGAUAUCUCACCCAGAGAGGGGGGAGGCUUACCGUCGGCAGCUGCUGCUGCAGCAGCAGCUGCUGCAGCAGGUGCACCGGCAGCAGCGGCAGCAGCAGCAGCAGCGACAGCAGCAGCAGCGGCAGCAGGCGCGGCGGGACCCCGAGCGCCUGCGCUUCUUGGAGGAGCAGCACAGGGAGGAGCAGCGGCGGCUGCUGGCGCAGCAGCAGCAGCAGCUGCAGCAGCUGCUGCAGCAGCAGCAGCAGCAGCAGCAAAACACAGACCCCCUGCAGCUCGCACUCUAUGAGCAGCUGGGGCUGCGCCCCACAGAUUUGCUGCACAUUGUUUCGAGGCCCCUGCGGGCCCUCAUUUUGUACCACCAGACGGCCAACGGCACUUGGCGGCGAAACGGGGCAGAAUUGCCGCUGGACUUGUCAGUAGUAUUUGCUGCGGGUCGCACCAGCAGCAGCGCGGAGCCGCCGACGGACACUUUCACCUACAACAGCAGCAGCAGCAGCAGCAGCAGCAGCAGCAGCAGCAACUCCGGGAGCUGCGUGUUGGGUGAGUCCCCAACGGAGGUGUCGGAGUACAUCCAGCAGCACCUGCAGGGCUUCCUGCUGCUGCUGCUGCAGCUGCUGCAGCCGCGGAAUUCCCUCUUCCAGCCCGAAGGAGAAAUGCUGCGCCAUUUGCUGCGGCACCAACUCAUGAGGGGCCCCCAGCCCCACAGCGCGCUGCAGGACAUUAUUUGCUGGCCUUACAGGCAGCAGCAGCAGCAGACGCAGCUCGUUGACGAGGUCCUAGCUGAGAUAAGCAGCUACAGAGCAGCAAAAGACAUGGCCCCGGGGCAGUUCGUGCUGCUGCCGCAGCAGUGGCAGCACUAUGACCCGCACUGCAGCUUUUUUUCGUGGGCAGAGUAUGAGCAGCUGGAAGAAGAGUUUGCUGCUGCAGCAAAACAAAACAAGUUGCUGCUGCAGCAGUGGCUGCCUCCGGCUCCGCUGUCGCCUCCGCUGCCUCAGGUGUACAGACAGGGCUUCUUCAGGUUCGCCCUGAGCGCAGCAGUCCGCUCCGUGGUCUUUUUGCUGCUGCUGCAGCAGCUGCUGCUGCAGCAGCAGGACUCCAGGUACCUCUACCUCACUCUUUCGCUGCUGCUGCGCCUCAUGGCCCUCGAGGCCCAGGCGCAGCAGCAGCUGCCUCCCGAAGAGCUGCAGCGCCUGCAGCAGCAGCAGCAGCAGCAAGACGCCCUCGUCGCCUUCUUCCGCGCGAACCCACGCAUUGCCAGAAGCCUGGCAGCAGCAGCAGCAGCCCACCAGCAGCAGCAAGCAGCAGCAGCAGCAGCAGCAGGCGCUGCUGCUGGCGAGACCCCCUCCUCUCCCCCCGCCCAGACCCCCAC
Molecule: messenger RNA, 4286 nt
Organism: Eimeria necatrix
Lineage: Eukaryota; Apicomplexa; Conoidasida; Eucoccidiorida; Eimeriidae
Product: Large protein with a UBR1-like ring finger related treble clef, related
Exons: 7
Biological process (GO): ubiquitin-dependent protein catabolic process via the N-end rule pathway; protein ubiquitination
Cellular component (GO): cytoplasm; ubiquitin ligase complex
Molecular function (GO): ubiquitin protein ligase activity; zinc ion binding
Source: RefSeq, a predicted model, not a curated record